GAAGCCUAAACCUAAUGAAAAGAUAAAAACGAGAGCGCGAGUGAUUCAAAGUUUUCACCGCCGCAGUUUGACUUGGUCCAUUUUGUCCGGGUUAAGAAGCAUGAAAAACAUGCCUAAAACAAAAUUGACAUUCAAAUGGACGCCAAUGCCGGAAAAAAAUAGAAAACUUUUGAUGGUUGCUUUAUCAUCCCAUUUUGGCAUUCAUUGA
Molecule: messenger RNA, 208 nt
Organism: Racocetra persica
Lineage: Eukaryota; Fungi; Glomeromycota; Glomeromycetes; Diversisporales; Gigasporaceae
Source: the annotation of a GenBank genome assembly